This is a messenger RNA of Temnothorax curvispinosus, 868 nucleotides long. RefSeq lists its product as uncharacterized. The transcript has 2 exons. The annotation marks the transcript as partial. The record is from RefSeq and is a predicted model, not a curated record. Gene Ontology annotation, molecular function: zinc ion binding; nucleic acid binding. Lineage: Eukaryota; Metazoa; Arthropoda; Insecta; Hymenoptera; Formicidae.
AUGGAGAAACUGGUGUUGCCCAAAUUCAACGGUGAAGAUUUUGCGGUAUGGCGUUUUCAAAUCGAGUCGUACCUAGCGGUAUACGAUCUUCUGGAAGUCGUCGAUGGGACAUUGAAACGUCCGUUAGAAGCGGCGAGACAAUCAGAAUGGGACAAGCUCGAUUGGAAGGCCCGAUUGAUUAUCGGAAAUGCUCUUGAGAUGAAUGUAGUACGUCAGAUUAUGAAUCUGAAAACGGCGAAUGAAAUACGGACUCGGCUUUCAUCACUAUAUGAAUUACGAGACGACUGUCCAUUUGCUACUGCAACGAUUCUUCGAUUACCGAAUAGAAGAAGGAAUGACCAUCGCCGAUCAGCAAACAAAUCUGUUACCGCGUCUACUCAAAAAGAAGAGGCUCUGAAAGCAUCGAUGUCUGAAAUGUCACUCGAAAAUAAAACGCCGGCGGCUUUGCUUCACAAGAAGAGUUGUGAUAAAAAGGUCAAGCCAAAGAAAGGUGACGUAAAACAAAAGGUAACGCAAAAACCGAAGAAGUUCAACGGCGCGUGUUUUUGCUGCGGUACAACAGGUCACCGCAAGUCCGAAUGCCAGAAAUCGGAAACGGCAGCUGAAGAGGCCUCUGCAAUAACUGAUAAAAAUGAGCUACUCAUGGCAAAGAUAGAUAGCGUCGACAGCGUUACAGAUACAUGGUUUGCCGACACGGGGGCAUUGCAUCACAUGUCACCGCGACGCGAAUUAUUUCGAAACUUUGUUGAAAACAAUGAUAAUUCAGUGGCGAUCACGGUAGGCAGUAAAGAAGUCGUUUACGCGAAAGGUCGUGGUAUGAUCGAUGCAGAUUUCGAUUUCGAUGGUUACACGAAACGUACGGACUUAG